AGGCGUCGGUUAGUUUCCACUCAGCAGCGCGAGGACGCGGCCGGACUGGCGGGGGGUUUCAAAGUUAAAUGCCCGGGCCCGCGACCGUUGGCACAGGCCGUCCCGCGCUUUUUGAAAGUUCGAAGUUAAAUGACCACAGACUAUGUUAUUGUUGAGCGCAUGUGACUCGGGCCGCCAGUUGUAGUUGCGUUCGUCGGCUGGUCGGACGCAAGGGUCUCGUGGUGAUCGCUGUUGCGUAUUCGUUUUGCAACACCGUGCAGUGUCUCCUUUCGAGAUGAUCUCAUACGCGUUUGAUAACCCUUGCUCGCCCACCAAGGCGACCGACAUACGCCUGUUCUUUAAGAAACCCAAAGCCAGGAGAGCCCUGUCGGAGCUGGGCCCGAACGACCCGAAGGCGAACCUGAGGAUGGCCGAGAGCCUCAUCACCAUCUCCACGGAACAGUUCAUGAAGAAAUGGAACUUCGACCCCAUCCGCUGCCAGCCUCUGCCCUCGGGACGCUACCAGUGGACGCCCGUCAAGACCAUCAAGAAGAGACAGCCCAGAGAGGCCCUCGACGCCAGCCACGACUGCCACCACCAGACGACCUACGACCCUUGCCACAGCACCAGACUGAGCCCCGCAAGUCACUGCAGCGACUCACUGUCACCCACGAGACCCCCCUGCGACAGUGAAGCGAGCCUGAGUGCUGCUUCCCCCCACCAGGAGCUCGACAGAUACCUGAGCGAGGCGCCGUCCCACCUCCCCCUCACGCCCAGGAAGUCCUCCAAACACAAGGCCGGACCCGUGACGCCCAAGACGAAACAGUGCAAAAUUACAGACUAUGGCCGCCAGAGGAAACGAUUGCACUCGACUUCGAAGUCCGAGGAGGGCGAGAGCGAGGUCACGCCCCGGAAGAAACCCGCCCUCUCGCUGCACUCCUCCGAGUAGCUCUCAGCCCUCGAGGACAAGAAGCCGCUCCCCACUCGUCUCCCUCUGGCCUCGGGUGUCUCAUGAGGUCCGUCCUUCGCCGUCGAGAACUUCCUUCCUUCCCCCGAACUCGUCCCUGUCUCGGUUCUUCCCUUGGUCGUCCUGGUGAGGUGGUCGGCGGGAGUGUCCGACGUCCGAAACGCGCACGCACGAUCUCUCUCUCGUUCUCUCUCUCUCUGUCUAUGUCUAUGUCUAUGUCCUCUCCGCGCCUGUGAUUCGCAUGGCAUUACUCUCCCCCCCUGUGCCUUUUUAUAUAGCUUUCUAAACGAGGCUCAAUACACGGAGUCGUAAAUUUAUACUUCAGGCGAUAUUUAUAGACAGUUGUAAUGUAAAAUGUGAUUCAUUUACACUAGCGGUGAAAGGAUCCAGGCCAGCCCAAGCACGGCGCCGCUCGCCUAGAGGAAGGCUGUCGCGCUGGGAGGCCAGAAAACAACCAGAGAUCUGUUGGAAUAUCGCGGUCUGUUGCCCUGGUUGCAAUUGCUGUUUGUCUCUUCUGAUGUAUUUUAUUUUUUUAUUGAUUUUUUUGGUGUAUAGAUGGAAACGUUUGUCUUUCAUGCCUCCCCUUCGGCCUGUAGUUUUACGCUGGUGUUGCCUCCAACACCCGUAAAACAUUACACUCAGUUAUUGGAAUAUUCUUGUGCAUUAGAACGUUCUUGCAUAUUGCAAUCAAUAUGCCACGAACUGACAAAACCCAAAGUGCAAUCAGCAAGCCGAGGGGAGUACAUCUUUAGGCUAGUCAACUGUAUUUAUUUGUAAUUUAAAUUAAUAUUAUGUAUUGUAGAACAUCAAAAGAUUUAUUCGUUAAUGUUGUUUGCUGCAAUAGAGGAAACUACUUUAAGCUAGAUUCUGGAGUGAAUUCGGAAAUGAAAGUGAGCCAAAUAUUGUAUCUACGAGAACAGGAACGUGUGUCUCAUUGGAAGCUUAUAGGCCUAGAUGUACUGAUGUACUAAAACGAAGGUGUAGAGCAAAAGGUGGUCAGGCUCAUUGACGCAGCCACGUCCCAGUCUCGAUGGCUGGAAAGUAGACUAAGUUAUAUUUAGUGGCCAAAACGUAUCAGGUUAUUUGCUGGAGGAAAAGGAGACCCGAACCACAGGUCUUGGUGGUAGUGAAAUAACUCCUAGUGUUAGCGGCCUCGCGCGUCGCGGCCUCCGGUCUGCAGCCCACGGCGCCGAAGCGACUCUCGGGCGGAGGCUUCGCGGAGAGACUCGCUUCUGCGUCCUCGUCGUGUGUCAUUCGAUCUGUCAUGUGAGCGAGUGACUCAGAUGGGGACCGAGAAUGGAGUCUCCGGGAAGCCCUGGUCAUGUGACUGCCGCCGCCGCCGCCGUGGCCGCCCCGGACGGCCCUCCGACGCGCCGCCGAGGCCCACAUAGAGUAAGCUGGUGUAGGGCGCAGGGCGUCACGCGCAGCGCCCCGGUGUUCCCAAGGGCGCUGACGGCGAGCCUCUGCUUGUACUGAAUCAUGGUUUAUAAACUUAAUGAUCUCAUUGUAUAUCGUACAACUUUUUUAAGUUAACCAACUUAUAGUAAUAUUUGUGUGAAAGGAAGAAAGAGUGUGAAGUGACUAAAUAUUUGAGCAUUUUCUCGCUCUGCGUGGAAGGCUGUGGCGAGAGUUGCGUCGUUGCAUCAAUUCUCAAGAGAGUGCUCUUUGCAACGUCGGCUUUUGCGUUUACUUUGUAUGGCAGUUUGCAGCCGCGUGAUCAAAGGAGGCGGUUGAGUGUGAGCGUGUGGUUGUCCAGAUAUGACGCAUCUGUGUGAGAGUCGCAUGACUUGUUUGAUGAGGUGUAUGGCAGUGUGUGACCCAGCUAGUGUCUGGGGCGUCAGGUGGCCGUCUCCAGUGGCUCAUGCAAUACCCGGCUUCUAGUCCAAAGUCCUCCUUGAGAGGGAUUUUCCACUCGCUCACUGCUCCUCGACCGGGAGAUGAGAAAGGUUUAUAUAUUCUUUAUUUUACAUGUAUUUACGAUUUUUUUGUUUGCUCAGUUGACAAGGUUUACAUGGCUCAGUGGGAGAAAUCUGUGGUUAUUUCUCUUUCAUGACGAGAGGAAAUGGAUCAUCAUAUGAGAAAACCUAAAUAAACCUAGAACUUUAAAACAAUUUACUUCGUGUCAAAAUCAAUAUCUAAAUCCAACUUUUUAUCAGUAUAUAUAAACAAAUAGAACCAAUUUAGAACACCCAGUCACCACGCCCGUAUCCGAUCCAGCUCCGCCCCGCACGCCUUUCCGUCGGCGUCUCAACGCACAGCGGGCAGAACGGGGGGCGGAACGUGAGGGAAAAAACACACUCGUUUACUUUAGUGUGAUACUUGGUUUAAGAUUUUAAAAACAAUAAUAAUAAUAAAAAAAAUAUUGUAUUUCGUCUAGUUGGAAAAAAAAUGGUCCUGGGUGAAGGCACACAUUCGCUGUAUGUUUGUGUGAUACUUCACUUUAAAAGCAAUAUAUUUAUAUGUAUUUUGUCUACUUAGAUCAUAGUUUUCUCCUGCUGGUCAUGGUCAAUUGUAAAAUCAAAAUAAUAUUUAAUUCCGGUCCGAGAGCGGGGAGUGAUGGUAACAAUAUUGUUUGAAUUUAAUAUAAGUGUUGGUUAAAUGUAAGACUGCUGAUAAGAAGCUUUAUACAAUUAUAUGUAUAUUUUUACUCUCAAUGAAAAAAGUGCAGUAAUAUAAUUAUUCUUUAA
This is a messenger RNA of Penaeus indicus, 3633 nucleotides long. RefSeq lists its product as uncharacterized. Gene Ontology annotation, cellular component: nucleus. The record is from RefSeq and is a predicted model, not a curated record. Gene Ontology annotation, molecular function: cyclin-dependent protein serine/threonine kinase inhibitor activity. NCBI's taxonomy places the organism in Eukaryota, Metazoa, Arthropoda, Malacostraca, Decapoda, Penaeidae. The transcript is spliced from 2 exons. Gene Ontology annotation, biological process: regulation of cell cycle. Bases 275 to 928 code for a protein of 217 amino acids.